AUGACGAGGAUAAGAAAUGACUUGUUGCUAAAAUGCUUGGGUCACAUCUCUCGACGUGGAGACGAGACACUUUCCCAGUUCCUGAAGCGGAUCACCCACGUUUACUUCCAGGACAAAAACAUCUCUGUUAUCGAGAACCUGCACGACUGUGCUAAUCUAUCAGUUCUCUAUCUUUACGAUAACAAAAUUGAGGAGAUAACCAACCUAACUUUUGCAGUCAAUCUCACUCAUCUCUAUCUUCAGAAUAACGUUAUAUCAAAACUAGAUGGACUUUAUCGAUGUUGCAACCUAAACAAGCUGUAUCUCGGGUUCAACAAGAUAAUUGUCAUUGAAAAUCUUGAGAAAUGUACCGAACUGAAGGAGCUUCAUGUGGAGAAUCAAAAACUACCGACUGGAGAGAAAAUGUUGUUUGAUCCCCGUACACUGAUGUGUUUAUCACAGUCACUACUGGUCCUGAAUAUCUCAGGUAACGGUGUUGAUUCUGUGAACGAGUUAGCGUGUCUCAAGAGUCUUACCCAACUCAUAACUAAAGACAACAAGCUGACUAGUAUGAAGGAACUGUCACGAGUUUUUGGGUCUCUUUCUUCGCUGUGGAAACUGGAAAUCGAGGGAAAUCCCGUGUGUUCGAAACCUAAGUUUAGAGAUCGUGUCAUCAUCAUGGCAGGCAAUCUUGCUAUGAUGGAUGGUAAAGAAAUAACUGAUACAUCUAGAAAGUUCCUUCAGAACUGGAGAAAUAUGCGAGAUAUGCGGAAGAGGGCAAGUGAGCAGGAUGUCCUACCACCCAUAACAAAUGGCCCUGAAGAUGUUGUGCAGCAAAACAACACCAACAAUCGUAGCUCUGAAAAGUCAAGAGAACCACCAGGUCAACCAACUAACGGCCGGAACGGGACACACAACGGGACACACAACGGGACACACAACGGGACACACAACGGGACACACAACGGCAUACCUGGCAGUAACGGUGAAGUAUUUACUCCGCAGAACUCUCUCUUGUGGGCUACUGAAAACAAUCAAAAUAAUGGUGUUUAUAAGAUACGGUGAGAAUGUUGUUAUUUUCAGUUUUCCCACUUUUCAGAACUUCUGAUAUCAUUUGUGGACUUGCUAUUUUUGUCACUGUAUAAAGCUAUCUGGAUAGAUUUCCCUUUAGAAGCAUAAAACAAUAAGGUACAGCGUGUGCCCUAAAUUGUUUACAAAAAUCUGUUCAAGUUCUCAACCCGAUAAUUGCUUCCUGUUCUUUGCAUUAAAUUUGAUUGCGUAUUAUUACCAAGUAAAGUAUUUAUUAACUGCUUGUAAAUUCAAGUGUGGUUUUAUCACAGAAUUUCGAUUAGUAAACGGACGAAAGUCUCUGAUAACAGUGUAGUUAAUUUUCUGGGGUUUGUUUUGUAACAGAUCAUUUGAGUGCUGGAACAUUAUUAACGUCUUUUUUGUAGAAUAAUUCACGAUUUUAUAUGAAAUUUCGAUAAAAGCUGUGAUGGUUGAGUAUAAUCACUGAUAUUUUUAUCUGUAGAUACUAGAUAUAGGAUAGAGAAAUUCGUUUUUUUUUCCAAUCUUUUUUAGGUUGAUUAUAGUAGGUAAUAUUUGAAAGUUAUGAUGAUGAUCUGUUGAAUAAUUUAAUGUACGGACGAAACAUUAAUUUGUGAAAAUGGCUUUUUGAUGCAACAAAAUUUCGUUAUGCUGGACAAAAAUACGAGUAAUUGAAAA
This is a messenger RNA of Bolinopsis microptera, 1704 nucleotides long. RefSeq names its product protein phosphatase 1 regulatory subunit 42-like. Bases 1 to 1044 code for a protein of 347 amino acids. The record is from RefSeq and is a predicted model, not a curated record. The transcript has a single exon. NCBI's taxonomy places the organism in Eukaryota, Metazoa, Ctenophora, Tentaculata, Lobata, Bolinopsidae. Gene Ontology annotation, molecular function: protein binding.